AUGCAAUCAAUCCGAAAAAAAGUAUUAAGGAAAACGAACGACUCAAAUAGUGGCGGUGGAAGUAACACUAGCAAUGGUAAAUCUGGCGGUAGUAGCUCGAAAUCUUCGGGAAAGAACUCGGUUUCUUCUCCCUCUUCGAGUACAAGCAGCAACAAUAGUGAUAACUCGGGUCCAACGCCCACAAUUGUAGUGGUAACUGCAGACCAGAGGCAGGCACAUGCUCAAGCUGGCGUAGAUGCAGCAGCUCCCCUGUCACCUGCUAGUAACCACAAGUCUCAUUCAAAAGAUGAACCUCCUAAAAGAGACCCAUUGAACCGUUUAAAAAAUACUCCCAAGGAUGUCAUACCAAUCAGUAAAGCACCACGACGACAGAGAUCCUCAAGGUUUCACGUCACGGAAAGAGUAGAAUUGGAAAAGUUACCAAAUUUUAACGAGGUUUCGGUUGAUAAGAGACAAGAACUUUUUCUAAAAAAACUCAGCCAAUGUGCUGUUAUUUUCGAUUUUAACGAUGCAAGCGCUGAACUACAAGGAAAAGAAAUAAAACGUGCAACUUUGACGGAACUUUUAGAGUACAUAACUACAAAUCGAGGAGUCAUCACUGAACCAAUAUAUCCUGAAGUGGUUUCCAUGUUUGCUAUGAACCUCUUUCGAACGAUACCACCACAAGUUAACCCAACUGGAGAUGCCUUUGACCCCGAAGAAGAUGAACCGGUGCUUGAACUUGCUUGGCCACACCUUCAAAUUGUUUAUGAAUUUUUCCUACGGUUUAUUGAAUCUCCUGAAUUCGACACUAAUAUCGCAAAGAAAUAUAUAAAUCCACAAUUUAUAUUGCAGCUAUUAGAUUUAUUUGAAAGUGAGGAUCCAAGAGAACGUGAUUUCUUAAAAACCACCUUACACCGAAUCUACGGAAAAUUUUUAAACCUUCGCGCAUUUAUUCGAAGAUCAAUCAACAAUGUAUUUUUCCAGUUCAUAUACGAAACUGAACGUCAUAAUGGUAUAGCUGAAUUGUUGGAAAUUCUCGGGAGUAUCAUCAAUGGUUUUGCAUUACCUCUAAAAGAUGAACAUAAGACUUUUCUUACGAAAGUCUUGAUACCUUUACAUAAGGUUAAAUCUUUGACAUUAUAUCAUCCACAGCUUGCAUAUUGCGUAGUACAAUUCCUCGAGAAAGAUCCUUCGCUAACUGAAGAAGUUAUCUGUGGUUUGCUUCGCUUUUGGCCGAAAGUUAAUAGUCCAAAGGAAGUUAUGUUCUUGAAUGAAAUAGAAGAGAUAUUGGAUGUAAUUGAACCACAGGAAUUUGUAAAAAUACAAAUACCUCUGUUUCAACAGAUAGCCCGAUGUGUUUCCAGUCCGCAUUUCCAGGUAGCAGAAAGGGCUCUUUAUUAUUGGAACAAUGAAUACAUUGUUAAUCUGAUAGGAGAUAAUGUUAACACGAUUUUACCAGUAAUGUUUCCAUCAUUGUAUCAUAACUCAAAAGCCCAUUGGAAUCGGACGAUUCAUGGUUUAGUUUACAAUGCACUUAAACUAUUUAUGGAGAUUAAUCCUGCUCUUUUUGAUGAAUGUGCUGCUCAAUAUAAACAGAAUCGUCAAUUAGAAAAGAAAAGAAUGAAAGAGCGAGAAGAGACAUGGCACAAACUAGAAAAGACGGCGGCUCACAAUACAAAAGGGCUUCCUUUGCCGUAUCCUAUUGCUGGGCCAACAAUCACUACAACCUUAGGGGUUGAAGUUUCUGUUUCAAGCUAUACUAAUCUUUAUGCUACUGAGGACGAUGAUGCUGGAAAUCUCUCGAGUGGUGACGAGGACUUGGAAGGAGAAGAACGGGCCGAUGAAGAAAAUCCAGAAGAUGAACACGGAGAGCUGCGAAUGUUCGAUGGCAGGCCAGAUGGUGUCAACUUAUUCCGCCGGAAAUCAAUCAUACCAGUUGACGAAUCGGUAUUAUCAGAGUUGGAGCGUCAUCGAAGCUUGGAUGAUGUACUUAACGACCCACCGGACUCGAGCAAUUCUAACCCUUCCAAUUCUUGA
This is a messenger RNA of Ambispora gerdemannii, 2019 nucleotides long. The record is from the annotation of a GenBank genome assembly. NCBI's taxonomy places the organism in Eukaryota, Fungi, Glomeromycota, Glomeromycetes, Archaeosporales, Ambisporaceae.